UAACAGAUGUGGCAAUUGUAGACUAGGAACUUUCUGUAACAGACAGGAUGGAAGUUGUACGUGUCAGACUGGAUGGGCUCCACCGAAAUGUAUAUCCUGUGCAGAUGGCUAUUGGGGUCAAUCGUGCAUUAACAGAUGUGGCAAUUGUAGAGCAGGAACUUCAUGUAACAAACAGGAUGGAAGUUGUACGUGUCAGACUGGAUGGGCUCCACCGAACUGUGCAUUCUGUGUCAGUGGAAAAUGGGGUCGGUCUUGCAAUUACAACUGUGGUCAUUGUGUUGGAUCUUCCUGUAACCAACAGACUGGAAGUUGUACCUGUCAGCCUGGAUGGGCUCCACAGAGAUGUACAGCCUGUGUCAGAGGAAAAUGGGGUCCAUCUUGCAGUUCAAACUGUGGACAUUGUGUUGGAUCUUCCUGUAACAAACAGACUGGAAGUUGUACGUGUCAGCCUGGAUGGGCCCCACAGAGAUGUACAGCUUGUGCGGAUGGCUUUUGGGGUCAGUCUUGCUCUAACAGAUGUGGUCACUGUAGUGUAUCUCCAUGUGACAAAACAAAUGGACGUUGUACGUGCCAGUCUGGAUGGGCUCCACCGAGAUGUACAGCCUGUGUCGAUGGAAAAUGGGGAUCGUCUUGCAGUAACAGCUGUGGUCAUUGUUUUGGACAUUCCUGUGACAAACAGGAUGGACAUUGUACGUGUCAGACUGGAUGGGCUCCACCGAAAUGUACAGCCUGUGUCGAUCGAUUAUGGGGACAGUCUUGCAAUAAGGGUUGUGGACAUUGUACAGGAUCUACAUGCGACAAAACAACAGGACGUUGUCAGUGUCAGACUGGAUGGGCAUCACCGACAUGUACAUCAUGUGCAGAUGGUUUUUGGGGUCGGUCAUGUAUUGGAUGUGGUCACUGUAGUGGAUCUCCAUGUGACAAACAAACUGGAAGCUGUACGUGUCAGUCUGGAUGGGCUCCACCGAAAUGUACAGCCUGUGUCGAUGGACUAUGGGGUCAGACUUGCAGUAACCACUGUGGUAAUUGUAAAGGAUCUUCAUGUGACAAACAAAUUGGGAGCUGUCAGUGUCAGGCUGGGUGGGCUCCUCCGAAUUGUACAGUUUGUGCUGCUGAAUAUUGGGGUCAAUAUUGCAAUAAAACAUGUGGCCAUUGCAAAGCAGGAAGUGUUUGUGACAAACAGAAUGCAAGUUGUGAGUGCCAAUCUGGAUGGGCGCCACCACAAUGCACAUUGCAUUCUGUUGCACACGUCUUCAGAUGCCUAUAUAAACUGGGAAUCAACGCACAAUCUUCAGAACUCGAAGUUAGAGUAUCUCCUGUCCAGCACCGUCAGAAGUUACCACGUCAACAAGGCAUGA
Gigantopelta aegis is the source of this 1358-nucleotide messenger RNA. RefSeq lists its product as uncharacterized. The record is from RefSeq and is a predicted model, not a curated record. The coding region runs from base 48 to 1358 and encodes 436 amino acids. NCBI's taxonomy places the organism in Eukaryota, Metazoa, Mollusca, Gastropoda, Neomphalida, Peltospiridae. The transcript has 11 exons.